Ricinus communis (castor bean) is the source of this 3992-nucleotide messenger RNA. RefSeq names its product phosphoinositide phosphatase SAC3. Gene Ontology annotation, biological process: phosphatidylinositol dephosphorylation. The record is from RefSeq and is a predicted model, not a curated record. Gene Ontology annotation, cellular component: intracellular membrane-bounded organelle. Bases 667 to 3195 code for a protein of 842 amino acids. NCBI's taxonomy places the organism in Eukaryota, Viridiplantae, Streptophyta, Magnoliopsida, Malpighiales, Euphorbiaceae. Gene Ontology annotation, molecular function: phosphatidylinositol-3,5-bisphosphate 5-phosphatase activity. The transcript is spliced from 16 exons.
UUUCUUCUUUGGAUCUGACCUUCUUUCUCUCUCUUGUUAUUAUUAUUAUUAUUUCUUUUAAGAAAAUAAUAAUAAAAUAAAAAACAAAGGCAAGCUAAAAAAACACACAAACAAUAACAUCAUCAAUAAUUAGCUAGCUGUGCCUUUGACGAAGUAGAAAUUUAAAAUUAAAAUUAAAAUUAAAAGGAAACAAAAAUCAUUUUUGUUUUUCCUCUCUCUCGAAACCUCUAAAAAUCCUCUUUUAGCUCGAUCUCUUCUUCUUCUUAUUUGAAUAGUCGAAACGGUGAUUCGAUCUCUGUAGUUAAUCGGACGGUGGAAGUUGAUUUGGUUUGAGAUAUUGAAGAUCAAGAAACUGAGUGUGUAUGGUUGUGGAACGGAAGAGAAGUAUGAGGUAGAACAGAGGAGGUGAAGGAUGUUGUAUUUGAAGCAGCCGAGCUCCAUUUUGUGCAUAGGAUGCGAUUCUGUUUUGUUUUGAAACAUAAAAACUCUACUUAUUCUUCUUUAAUUUAUUUUAUUCUAUUUUUUAUAAUUCGUUUUAUUUGCAUGCUCUUGCGAUAAAUUCCCUGAGCCUGGGGCUCGGGGAGAGAUCUAACUAGAGCUCAAGAAUUAAAAAAGAAGUAGAAAUUUAUAUAUAUAUUUUUUAAUAAACAAGAAAACAGAGGAAUAAUGGUGUCCAUGGAAAAUGGAGGUGGUCCCUCUACUACUCACGAUGAGGAUCAGCUGCCUCGUUCUGAUGACCAGGUUUAUAUGCAGAAAUUCAGGCUCUACGAGACUCGAUCGAAAUUUUACAUGAUAGGGAGGGAUAAGAGUAGGACAUAUUGGAGAGUGCUAAAGAUUGACAGACAAGACCCUUCGGAGCUAAAUAUUCGUGAAGAUUCUACCACUUAUACAGAACGUGAAUGUUCUGAUCUGCUGAGGCGAAUACAUGAAGGAAACAAGGCCACCGGUGGACUAAAGUUUGUCACUACUUGUUAUGGAAUUGUUGGCUUUAUCAAAUUUCUGGGGCCAUAUUACAUGCUGCUUAUUACAAAAAGAAGACAGAUUGGUGCAAUAUGUGGUCAUAAUGUUUAUGCAGUCUCCAAGAGCGAGAUGAUUCCGCUGCCAAAUUCUGCUAUUCAGUCCAACAUUACCAAUGCUAGGAAUGAGAACAGAUACAAGAAGCUCCUAUGCACCGUGGACUUGACAAAGGACUUCUUUUUUAGCUACUCAUACCAUGUUAUGCGUAGUCUUCAAAAAAACUUGUAUAAUAAAGAAACAGGACAGGUCCUUUAUGAAACAAUGUUUGUGUGGAAUGAGUUUUUGACCCGUGGAAUACGAAAUCACCUUCAAAAUACUUUGUGGACAGUUGCUUUAGUGUAUGGCUUCUUUAAGCAGGCCACCCUUUCUGUAUCUGGACGAGAUUUCAAACUCACCCUUAUUGCAAGACGUUCACGUCAUUUUGCUGGUACCAGGUACUUGAAACGUGGUGUAAAUGAGAAGGGCAGAGUAGCUAAUGAUGUUGAGACAGAGCAGAUUGUAUUUGAGGACAUUCCUGAAGGGUUUCCCAUCCAAAUAAGUUCUGUUGUCCAAAACCGUGGUUCCAUACCACUUUUUUGGUCACAAGAAACAUCACGUUUGAAUAUCAAACCGGACAUUAUAUUGUCAAAGAAGGACCCAAAUUAUGAAGCAACCAGACUGCAUUUUGAGAAUCUUGCCAAGAGAUAUGGAAACCCUAUCAUUAUUUUGAACCUAAUUAAGACACAGGAGAAGAAGCCUCGGGAGUCUAUUCUACGUACAGAGUUUGCUAAUGCUAUUGAUUACAUUAAUAAAGAUUUAUCAGAGGAAAACCGUUUAAGGUUCCUUCACUGGGAUCUACACAAGCAUACUCGAAACAAAGCAACAAACGUUCUGUUACUUCUGGGAAAAGUGGCUGCAUAUGCUUUAACAUUGACAGGCUUCUUUUACUGUCAAGUAAUACCAGCCGUGAGACCUGAUGGGUGUACAAACUGGCCUCUUGUUGAGAAUGCUGAGAAUGGCCACCUAACUGCCCAGGAUACAUACAGCAAUUAUGACGAGGAUAAUGACUUAGAGAAGAAAUUCAAUGGGGGUAAUGGUCUUGCCAACGGAAAUCAUUCUGUCAAGCGUCCAAUGUUCCAGAAAGGUGUGCUUAGGACAAAUUGUAUAGACUGUCUAGAUCGCACAAAUGUAGCACAGUAUGCAUAUGGUUUGGCUGCACUUGGACAUCAACUUCAUGCUUUAGAAAUAAUAGAUACACCGAAGAUAGACCUUGAUGCACCUUUGGCUGAUGAAUUGAUGGGAUUUUAUGAAAGAAUGGGUGACACACUAGCUCAUCAAUAUGGUGGGUCGGCUGCACAUAACAAGAUAUUCUCUGAGAGAAGGGGACAGUGGAAAGCAGCAACCCAGUCCCAGGAGUUCUUUAGAACUCUACAACGGUACUACAGUAAUGCCUACAUGGAUUCAGAAAAACAAGAUGCAAUUAAUAUAUUCUUGGGGCACUUCCAACCACAACCUGGCAAACCGGCACUUUGGGAACUAGAUUCGGACCAGCACUACAGUGUGGGAAGGAAUGGCCAAACAAAUAUGGAUGACGAUGGAAGGCCAUUUUUCAAAAGGUCCAUGUCAGAUGGAAACAUUCUUCGUGAGAGCUGCUCACCUACAUCAACCACAAAUGUCAAGCAGAAGAAAUUUUCCACUUCAGCUUGGCCAGAUCAAUGGGAAGCAGACAACAAUGUUCUUUCUGAGUCAUCCCCAGAGAUAUCAACUUGUGAAAGUGACAUAGCGUUUUCAAGGUACACUCCGACAAUGCCUCGCAGACAGCUUUUCGGAAAUGUGGAAAGAGACAGAUACCUUGGAAUUGAUCAUAUUUACUUUUCUGAAGACACAUUUAAUUUCUCAAACUUUGUUGACUUAGACUGGCUGUCUUCCUCAGGAAAUUCAUGUGAAGAAGAGCCAUUUGAGAGGUCAUCUUUGCUGAUAAGCUCUCCAAUUGCUGGGUUGUCAUCUGAGAAUGUUGUCAAUGGAAUAAUGAGUGAAACAACUCCAUCCACUAGUGAAUGUGGAUCUAGCAUGAAGGGAAUGCAGCGGACAGGAACGGAGCUUUAUGUGCUGGAUGAUCUACAGAGUUCCAAUGUCCUUGAGGAAUACUCAGAUAGCUUUGUGAACUGGGUAACCUAUGGAGAGACACUCUGCCAUUGAAGUCGGCUAAUUUACCCAGAAUUUUUCUACUAUUUCCAUCCCUCAAUUCACCCAACCUGCUAAAAAGAUUUUCUGAUUUACUGAUAUAGAGAGGUUACUAUGGGUUGCAAGACUUAAAUGGCAAGGCCAAAGGUAGAAAACAAAGGCUGAUGCAUUGACAGUUCUUUGCAUAGUAUUCUGAGAAAUCCCAGCCGCAUGAGCGAUGCAGUGUUGAUUCCAUCGUGGAAACCUCGACGGAACCGGAUACCGAAGUAUAAAGAGUACAUAGUGAACAGUAAAAGGAAAAAAAAAAAAAAACCAAAUUUUUUGGAGCUCCUUUUCUCAUAUUCUUCUAGUUCACGAGCUUCCUAGGUUUCAAUCUUUGUAAAUAUAAUUUACGCCCUGCUCUUUGAGAGCUCCACUUUUAGAAGAAUUUCAGGUCAUUGAUUCUUUUAUUUUCCAUUUUCUCUUCAUGUUUAUCUAUGGUCAAGUGUGAUCCUAACAAUUGAGUUAACUGUUUGGAGGAAAGACCUACAAUUAUAGGACUGAUGCUCUCUUUAAGCCGCCCGAAUGCUAAAGCUUCAAUUCUCUGGUUCUCCAGUUAGGAGCAUCUGGCAACUCGCCCAUUCUUGGAUAGUAUUAUGGCGAGUUUCAUUGGAGAUGUCAUUUCUGCGAAAUUCGAUGUUUGGGAUAUGUGAAGGAUGAUAAACUAGCAGUAGUGUUUGUCUUGAAAUUUCACAAGCAUUGAUUUAAGCUAAGGGUUCGCCUUCUGUAUAUUGUUAUUCUACAAUAAAAGAAUCUUUUCAAAGUUCAUUCAA